AUGAGAUCGUGUCGUGCUGUCUAUGCUGGUAUUUAUGAUCGUGAUAAAUGUUCAGGUAUAUUUGGUACAAAUUCAUGUUUUGGUAAAAGAGUUAAAUCUGAUAGUAAAGAAUGUUGUGAUGCUGGUAACAAAGAUUGUCGUUAUGGUACAGUUGAAGAUUCUCUCUGCUGGAUUGAUUACGAUACAGAUAGUCGUGGUAAGGAGAAAGGCGUUGGACAAGCUGUCGUUGCUUGUGCACUAUGUAAUUUUAUUAUUAGUAACGAAGGUACAACCCGAAAAAGAAAAAGAAAAAACGAUUGCUGUUUAUUCAUGUAAACAUAUGGAAAAAGCAAAUAGUAGACAAAAAAGCUGUACAAAAUAAUAAAUAAACUCUUGUUUCUUUUCUUUUUCAUAUGUUUGUUUUUAACAAAUCAAUAAAUACACUGAUACACUACUAUCCGUUUCAAAAUAUAGUGCGGCUACUGGAAGACGGUUUUUGAAUAACUUUUGACAGCAGUAAGUUUAAGAUAGAAACUUGUCGUUUUUUCAAUUUUCGACACUAGACUAGGGAUGCAGCGGUUAACCGAUGAGCGGUUGUAACCGAUAAUUAUAAUUGGUAUUAUCAGGGAAGUUUUUUAACAAAUAAUUAAAAUUUCAGUCUUCACUUUUUCAAUUUCUUCUGAUCUAUGGCAGAGCCGCUGAUUAUUGAAGGGCAGGAAAAAGAAACGAUCCUGCGAUAUCCACGGAUUAUCACCCUUCAUAUUGGAUAAAAUGCCUAAGCACUAUUGGAAUUUAAUUGCUAAUUUGUACAAUUACUCGUUUCGAACAUGUCA
This is a messenger RNA of Didymodactylos carnosus, 812 nucleotides long. The record is from the annotation of a GenBank genome assembly. NCBI's taxonomy places the organism in Eukaryota, Metazoa, Rotifera, Eurotatoria, Philodinida, Philodinidae.